Molecule: messenger RNA, 426 nt
Organism: Cariama cristata (Red-legged seriema)
Lineage: Eukaryota; Metazoa; Chordata; Aves; Cariamiformes; Cariamidae
Gene: GMPPB
Product: GDP-mannose pyrophosphorylase B
Exons: 4
Biological process (GO): GDP-mannose biosynthetic process; cell wall mannoprotein biosynthetic process
Cellular component (GO): cytoplasm
Molecular function (GO): mannose-1-phosphate guanylyltransferase (GTP) activity
Source: RefSeq, a predicted model, not a curated record
CUGCGCCCCACCUCCAUCGAGAAGGAGAUCUUCCCGGCCAUGGCGCAGGAGGGGCAGCUCUACGCCAUGGAGCUGCAGGGUAAGGCCGUGCACAUGGUGCAGGCAGCAUUGGGGGUGUCUUGCCUNNACCUGCAGGCGCUGCGGGCUCAGCACCCCGAGAAGCUGCACUCGGGGCCGGGUGUUGUAGGGAACGUGCUGGUGGACCCCAGUGCCAAGAUUGGGGCAAACUGUGUCAUCGGCCCCAACGUGACAAUCGGGGCCGGCGUGGUGGUGGAGGAUGGGGUGCGCAUCAAACGCUGCACCGUGCUGAAGGGGGCCCGCAUCCGCUCCCACUCCUGGCUGGAGUCCUGCAUCGUGGGCUGGAGCUGCUCUGUGGGGCAGUGGGUGCGCAUGGAGAACGUGACAGUGCUGGGCGAGGAUGUCAUC